Messenger RNA from Drosophila yakuba, 1970 nucleotides. It is a transcript of the gene dgt1, whose product is annotated as KAT8 regulatory NSL complex subunit 2. The coding region runs from base 100 to 1869 and encodes 589 amino acids. The record is from RefSeq and is a predicted model, not a curated record. Gene Ontology annotation, cellular component: NSL complex. The transcript has 6 exons. Lineage: Eukaryota; Metazoa; Arthropoda; Insecta; Diptera; Drosophilidae.
CUGUGGUCACACCGUUUCCACAGCAUUUUAUUUCAUUUCGCUUCAUCGGAAAAAUCGAAAGAAAAUCGCUGUAAAAAGGGCAACAAUCUUGAAAGGAAGAUGUCCAGCUUUUCGCCGAACCAACUGCGCCAGUGCGCCCGCUUCACCGGUACGCCCUGCACACCGGACAAGGAGCACCAGCUGCGGGAGCAGAUCCACAGCGAGCUGGCGAAGAUUAAGUACUGCGCCAAUCCCACCUACGAGUGCAGCCUAAUGCGCAUCGAGGGCUACGAGUACUGCAUCCGGCACGUACUGCGCGACCCGCGCUCCAACUACCGCCAGUGCUCGCACGUCUACUCGAACGGCAGGAAGUGCAUCAACGCUGUGGCCAAGUACGACAACAAGAAGGAGCAGAUCCUGACCACCCUAUGCUUCGAGCACAACCGCCAGACGCAGCUGCAGAAGACGCACAUGAAUGUGGGCCGCAUUCGCAGCCGCGUGGAGACCAACGAGACCUUGCUGCACAGUCUCUCAUCGCACAUCAAUGUGGAGGACAUAAAGCCGGAGGCUCCCAAGAUCGAGCCCGAUGAUGAUGAAAUCGAUGUGGUCUCACCACAUGUGACUCCAUUUGUCACCCAAGAUCACCGCAACUCCAUUGGACAUGUUGUGGAAAGCUCACGCAAGCGACGUCGAAUUCUGGAUUAUGCUUCUGAUAGUUCCAGCAACGAUGCUGAUCCACCCUGUCUAAGGAACACCGCUCAGGACAUUGAGUUUAACGAAUCUGACUAUGAAAGCAUCGAUUCGGAAGAUGAUGAUCCACUGAAACACGCUGGCGUCUUCACGCGCGCAGAGGCAGUGAAGAUUGCCGAAACAAAGUUGAUCAAGCUUCAGGGACUUUAUCGUGAGCAGGUUUCAUAUCUGCAGAACGUGCUGAAGCAGAGACGUCGCAAGUACUUGCACGACAUACGACGCGAGCGAGAGCUAUAUUGUAGCAUUCACGACCAACUAAAGGACACUCCACACGAGCGAAAGCUGUACGAACAGCUCAAGGCGCUGAAUAGCUAUCAUCGUCGACAGGGCGUGGAGGCAGUGCUCUACAAGAAACUGAAGGAGAAGCGCGCUCGCGACACCUUGUACGCAUCCAAGUCGUCGAGCAACCCGAAGUGCGUCUUCACCGAAGGCGGCGUCAAGUGUGGGGAGCGAACACUGCCCUGCUGCAAGCACUGCCGCAAGCACAUUCUGGAGGAUAAGCGCCAGGUCCUGUUUCGGGCCUGCGGCGUGGAGCGGAGUGGGGUGGUCUGCCAGGAGCCGGUGGCUAGCAUUCUCGAAGACUCCAGUUGCGUACUGCACCUGACAGUGGCGCCGGCUAAGCGCCAGUAUAUACAAAAGUUUUAUGAAGUUCCAAGCACUCCGCCGGUAGAAAGUAUUUUCGCAGCAGGCCGUGGUCUCGAUAACUUUGUCGGCGAAGAUCCACGGAAUGAACCGCAGCCGGAGGGUGAUGACCUUUUGGAUUUUGCAAAUGGUAUAUUCGAUUUUGACCUUGACGCAGUUGACGAUCUGGCAAACUCCUUCGACGACGAUUACACCAUGUUCCUGGACAUGGACAGUGACCUGGGCUUAGCCAUUGAAGAUCGCGGUGCGGAGAGUGCUCCUGUAGACUUAGGCCUCGAGGAGGAAGGCGAGGGCGGGUCCAACGACUCAGUUGGUCCCGCUGAAAGUCAGACUCAAGACAAUCUCAUCGGAGGCAACUUAGAGUUAGAACAAUCAUCUAUGCAAGACAGUAGCGAACUUAACUUUGACAUCGACGAGUCGGAGAGCAAUGUGAACGAAGUGUUGCGUUUGCUCGAGGGCAUAGAACACAUGCCCUGGUUCGAUGCCCUCAUGAACUAGUCAUAAUAGCAUAGUAAACAAAUGCGAGUCGGAGACCGAGGAAGAGGAGACGCAGUCCGCCAGCGUGAGUGCCGCCAUAAAAAAGGAGAAGGAGGACCCCU